AUGCCAAUUGAUGCACCACAAACUCCGCCACCUGAUACCCGACUAGUGCAAACUCAGCAAAUCACGCCGCACAAAGCCCCUGUUGCAUCUGAAAGAGUAACCAUUUGCACAAACACCGGGGGGGAAGGCGUGCUUCAUUCACAGCCUCGCCACCGCUGGACCAGGGCAGAAAAAACAGCAUAUGCGGACUUUAUGCGUGGCCGAUGUCAUAUGUCCUGGCCCGGGAUAGCAGACGAUUACUGGAAGACCACGGGGAAUCGGCUUAGUGUCAAUUCUCUAAGGCAGCAGGCUAAGCGAAUGGGAAUCCAAGUAGAGAGUGGAAAGCCGGAAAGACCUUCGAAAUCGAGCCGGUCGAGCCGAUCAAGCCCCUUGGUGCUGAAGGUCAACUUCCCUCCGCACUCAGGGAAGUCGGCCAAGAAUGAUCAACAACCAAAUUCCAUCGGAAUUAUGCAAGAUGGAGACCAUGGGGUGGGCGACAGACUAGAAGCCUCCAAAAUGCAUGGGCAUAACACUGAGCCCAAAUACUCCACGCCGAAUUCACCUUACUCACCGCAAGAUAUACCCAUGUCCAACGAUAAGCGCAACCUUCAAACUCAAGGCUCCGGCCAGGAUUCUGCCGGCCAGCUGAACUGGAUGUUAAACUGA
Molecule: messenger RNA, 645 nt
Organism: Penicillium arizonense
Lineage: Eukaryota; Fungi; Ascomycota; Eurotiomycetes; Eurotiales; Aspergillaceae
Exons: 1
Coding region: 1-645 (214 amino acids)
Source: RefSeq, a predicted model, not a curated record